Molecule: messenger RNA, 1463 nt
Organism: Diprion similis
Lineage: Eukaryota; Metazoa; Arthropoda; Insecta; Hymenoptera; Diprionidae
Gene: Yeti
Product: craniofacial development protein 1
Exons: 3
Coding region: 367-1242 (291 amino acids)
Source: RefSeq, a predicted model, not a curated record
UCGCAUUUUAUUCCGGACUAAAAAGAAGUUAGCCGAAAAGUUGAGGCAUUGACUAUUGACGUGACCGUGUAUCGCAAUUUAACGUUUCAGUCCAUUCAGUCAGCGGUCUUGUUAACAGUUUGUAGCAGUUAGUGUUUGAUAUUGUUGUUUAAAUCAGUCAACUAUAGCAAAAAGAAUCUGAAGCACACUCGAGAAUACCUCGAAAACAUACUCAAUUAUACGCAUUUAAAUACCAAGGUUAAUCUCAAUAAUUGAAUAAAGAGUUUUCUCGUUGACAACCUUUUCUAGUCUUUGGUCGAUUGUAGUGAAAAGGUGAGAGGCAUUGCCAAAAUUCUAUACCAUAUUAUUUCUGCCUGCUCGUAGAGCAUGUCCAACGAACAUGAGUUGCCUUCUGAUUCCGAUGAUGACGACGAGGAUUACAUACCUGGUGGAGCUGACAAUGAGGCUGGAUCUGAGGUAGAAUCGGAAGGUGAAGUAGAGAGCGGUCCAGAGGAUGAAAAUGAUGAAAAUCUGCAAGUAUCAGGCAAGCGUAAGGGAAAGGGUAAAGGAACAAAACGAUGUUUGAAAAACAAAAAUGGGAGUAGAAAAAGGCUAAGAAAUGUUGAAGAAAAAAAGCAAAAGAGUAAUGAUAGCGAAGAAGAACAAAGUGAAGAAAAUGAGACUAAAAAAAAAUUGAGCGAGGAGGAAGAAAAAAAAAGAGCCGACUCACUUUGGGCUGACUUUAUGAAAGACACACCUGUAGUCUCAAGGCCCAAGUCAAAGAAUUCAAUAAAUAGUUCUAAGGAAGAAUUAUCCCAACCUUUGAUAAAAUCAGGGAAUGUAGAAAAAGUAAAAAUAACUAAAGUAUUCGAAUUUGCUGGUGAAGAAGUAAGAGUGGAAAAAGAGGUGCCUGCAGACUGUGCUGAGGCAAGAUUGACUUUGCCCUCAUCCAAAGACUCGACAACGGAUUCCGUGCAACCUAGGAGUGGGAGUGCAAAGGGCAGAGGAAUUCGUAAAGGCGGUCUGGGUGGCAUAUCUUCAGUUCUUGGUCAACUUGGAAAAAAGGCAAAGAUAAGCACUUUAGAAAAGUCUAAGCUGGAUUGGGAUUCCUAUAAGAGAGAAGAGAACAUUGAGGAGGAAAUAAGUACACACAAUAAGGGGAAGGACGGAUACUUGGAAAGACAAGAUUUUCUGCAGAGAGCAGAUCUUCGACAGUUUGAGAUCGAAAAACAAUUGCGAAGUACUAGACGCAGUACAAGAUGAAUUUGAACCUGCCAAAUUCGAGACAAUGUGUAUUUUUAAAUUGCUAUUCAUAUACAUAUAUUAUUUCUAAUGUACGGCGUCAAGAUAAAAACUCAAUGCUAUAUAAUCACACAGCAAAGUUUGCUCAAGUGAAAAUUUUUAUCAAUCGAUGUUAAUCAUUUCAUAUUACAGCAUAUAAAGAACCAUUCGCACAUAAUGAUACUUGUGUCGGAGUACAACUA